AUGACAGAAAAAAUCUUAGAGAAGUUAGAUAUUCUGGAUGAGCAGGAAAAGAUACUCUUGGCCAGAAGAACAAAGAAAAACAGGCUUCAGAGUCAAGGAAAAAAAAAGACUUUGGUUACACCCCUGACAUUUGACUUUCAGUUGGAAUUUGAAGAGGAUAUUGUUCCAUCCACAUCUAAGAAAGUACCCAGGAUCACAGAAGACAAGUCAUAUAGUAUUAAAAAAACAAAAAGAUAUAUCUGCUUCAAAAAUGAACCUGAACCUAGAAAGAGUGAUUUUGGAAAGUUAAAUUUAGGACCACACAUUGUAUCAACAAAUAUAAGAACUCAAGAAAGCAAGUCAAUAGAGCCAGUGAAAGAAAAUCUGAAAUCAAGAUCUUUUAGACAUUUUCUUUAUCUUAAGGACACAGCUGAGGUGAAGAAUCCUAAACUUUUGCAUGAUCUAUAUUCACAGACUAAGCAAGCAUGUAGAAGAACACUGGAUCCUACAACCAUUUAUCCUGCACCCAAGAUUCAAUCCAGUGCUUACAAGAAGGAAAAAGACUCUACUUUAUUUGCAGCUCAAACUGGAGAAAACCCUGAGGAAUCAUUUGAUUUGGCUGGUCGCUUAGAAGAUUAUAUCAAUAAAAGAAGAAAAUCUCCCCCACAGACAGGUGAUUUUAGCAAAGAAGAAAACAAAACCAUCAGAAAUGAUCAAUUAAGUGAAUAUUGUUCCAUAAGAAAGAAAAAUUUGCUCCCCUUGUGCUUUGAGGAUGAAUUGAAAAGGCCAAAUGCCAAGAUAAUCAACAUUAGUCCAGCAAAGACAGUAACUUCUCAUAUGGAACAAAAUGACACAAAUCCCAUAAUUUUCCAUGAGACUGGAUAUGUACAAAUGUUACUUUUGACAAAAAAUAGGCUUCCUCUCUAUCCCAUGGAAAAGGAAAACAUUUACCCACAUAAAAGACCAGAUUUUGUUUUAGAAAGAAAUUGUGAAAUCCUCAAAUCUUUAAUUAGUGAUCAGUGUAUUAUUCCUUCCAAACCUAAAAGAAUUAUGCCUACUGCAUGGAAAAGAGAUAUACGAGCACUAUCUUUGAAAGUGGGCCAUAGAGUUGUAGAGGGUAAACUAAAGAAGGAAACGAGUAAGCAGACAUUUGAAAACAUAUCCUGGAGCAAACUCUAUGAUUUCUCACAGACUUUUUCCAGCCUAACAAAAAAAUUUGUGGGCUUCUUUGAUAAAACUGUUAUUCAAGAAAUGAGUGCCAGACAUGGCAACUUGGAAAGAAUGUUUUCUACAGUAAAACCAAUUAGCAAAUUCAGUGCCUUACCUGUCAAAUAUGGCUCAAAGCCUUUAAAAACUAUACUCGAAGUUCAUAAAUUAAAUAAUAUAACACCAUUGGAUGAUUUGUUAAAAUAG
Molecule: messenger RNA, 1392 nt
Organism: Nyctereutes procyonoides (raccoon dog)
Lineage: Eukaryota; Metazoa; Chordata; Mammalia; Carnivora; Canidae
Gene: CUNH1orf141
Product: chromosome unknown C1orf141 homolog
Exons: 8
Coding region: 1-1392 (463 amino acids)
Source: RefSeq, a predicted model, not a curated record